Messenger RNA from Opisthorchis viverrini, 1131 nucleotides. RefSeq lists its product as hypothetical. Gene Ontology annotation, cellular component: methylcrotonoyl-CoA carboxylase complex; mitochondrion. NCBI's taxonomy places the organism in Eukaryota, Metazoa, Platyhelminthes, Trematoda, Opisthorchiida, Opisthorchiidae. Gene Ontology annotation, biological process: L-leucine catabolic process. Gene Ontology annotation, molecular function: methylcrotonoyl-CoA carboxylase activity. The transcript has 6 exons. The record is from RefSeq and is a predicted model, not a curated record. The coding region runs from base 1 to 1002 and encodes 333 amino acids.
AUGUGUAGAUUUGGCACAGAUGACGGCGGUUGUCCUAGCCUAAUGUCUUCAUCUUGUGUUCGUCAACAGAUUGCGGUCGUUCUGGGUUCUUGCACAGCUGGCGGUGCCUACGUUCCAGCAAUGGCUGAUGAAAGUAUCAUUGUGCGUAAGCAAGGCACCAUUUUUCUCGGAGGACCUCCUUUGGUCAAAGCUGCAACAGGUGAGGUAAUCACGGCUGAGGAGCUGGGUGGCGCAGAUCUACACUGUCGUACUUCUGGAGUUACCGAUCACUAUGCCUUGGAUGAUGAACAUGCGCUCCACUUGGCACGUAAAGUCGUGGCCAACCUCAACCGGACCAAGGUCUGCCCCGUCGCCAUGGUUCCACCAGAACCACCACUCUACCCGGCUGAGGAGUUAUACGGUAUCGUUGGUGCGAAUCUUCGCCGCACUUACGACAUUCGUGAAGUGAUUGCUCGUCUGGUGGACGGAAGCCGCUUCUCGGAGUUCAAGUCUCUGUACGGAACCACUCUGGUUUGUGGCUUCAUGGUUGGUCGUGACGCUGAAGCCGGAGGGAUAGCCAAACAUGGUGCGAAACUUGUCACAGCAGUGUCUUGUGCCGCUGUUCCCAAGUUUACGGUGAUCAUUGGGGGCAGUUACGGUGCUGGCAACUACGGAAUGGCCGGGCGGGCCUACUCUCCCCGUUUGUUGUUCAUGUGGCCCAACGCAAGAAUCAGCGUAAUGGGUGGGGAACAGGCCGCCAAUGUACUAAGCCAAGUCCAGUCCGAGCAGCGACUUCGGAAAACCGGGAAAGAACUCACCGAUGAGGAAGUUCGUCAAAUCCGAGAGCCAGUCAUUGAAAAAUACGAACGAGAAGGCCAUCCGUACUACUCCAGUGCUCGACUGUGGGACGAUGGUGUGAUAGACCCGGUGGACACACGAACUGUGCUCGGCCUCGGUUUGUCUGCCGCUUACAAUGCUCCUCAACCCAGGGAACCCUCACGAUUCGGCGUGUUCCGUAUGUGAGCGGACCAGCUCAUUGUAUAGGAAUGAGACUCAUCCACUACUAACAUGAUUGACUAUUUGCUUUCGUCAAACAUCCUUACCUCUUCUACUUUUUUGUUCAAUUUGUGCUUUGUAUUAUCUUGAUUCGAU